AUGCAGCCCUUCUACUUCCACACGACCUUGAACCACUCGAACAUCGUGGCUGUGGUAGAAGUGGUGGCUGAAGGCCGGAAGAGGGAUGGCGCCCUGCAGGUGCUGUCAUGUGGGUUUGGGAUUCUUCGCCUCUUCGGCAGUAAGCCAGAGUCUCCCACCUCCACUGCCCAGGACAAACGGUUGAGGCUGUACCAUGGCACCCCCAGGGCCCUCCUGCACCCACUUCUUCAGGAUCCUGUAGAACAGAGCAAGCACAUGACGCUGAUGGAGAGCUGCAGCCUGCAGUACACCCUGAAGCCACACCCGCCUCUGGAGCCUGCCUUCCACCUGAUCCCCGAGAACCUCCUGGUGUCAGGUCUCCAGCAGAUCCCCGGCCUCCUCCUGCCUCACGGGGACACGGGUGAUGCCCUGAGGAAGCCUCGAUUUCAGAGGCCCACCACAUGGCACUUGCAUGACCUCUUCUUCACCCUGUACCCCUCCUUGGAGAAGUUUGAGGAGGAGCUUUUGGAAGUGCUCAUCGCCGACCGCUUCCGCGAGGGGGUCAGCCCGCUGGAUAGCGGCACCCUAGAGGUCCUGGAGCGGCGCCUGCAUGUCGCUGUCCACAAUGGCCUGGGCUUUGUGCACAGGCCACAGGUGGUCGUGCUUGUACCUGAGAUGGACGUGGCUUUGACGCGCUCAGCCAGCUUCAGCAGGAGAGUCGGUGCCUCUUCUAAGAACAGCUCUGCAAACCAGGUUCUGGUCUUGAGAAGUCACCUGCGACUCCCGGAGAUGGUCAGUCACCCGGCGUUCGCCAUUGUCUUCCAGCUGGAGUACGUGUUCAACAGCCCCCCAGGGGUGGACGGCAGUGCAGGCUCGUCCACCUCUCUCUCCAACUUGGCCUGUAUGCACAUGGUUCGCUGGGCCGUUUGGAACCCCGAGCUGGAAGCGGGCUCAGGAAAGGUGAUGCUGCCGCUUCAGGGUGGAGUCCAGCACAACCCUUCACGAUGUCUGGUCUAUAAGGUGCCUUCAGCUAGCAUGAGCUCUGAGGAGGUAAAGCAAGUGGAGUCGGGAACUAUCCAGUUCCAGUUCUCCAGGGGCUCGGACACGCCCACACAGCAUGCCAGCGGCCCCAAGGCCUGGCGGCGCUCCUCCAGGAAGACACCCGUGUCCCCUUCAGGCACGCCAGCACCAGUGCAGGAUCUUGCUGCGAUCCAGGACUCUCCUGUGGGACCAGGGCUGUCGCUUUCCCAGCUGGCAGCCUCCCCACAGUCUCUGGCUCCACGGAGCUCUUCCAAGCCCCCUCCUCAACCCCUGGACAGUCUCAAGUCCCUGGAGGGACCCCAGAUCCAGGCAGUAAGUUGA
This is a messenger RNA of Acomys russatus (golden spiny mouse), 1341 nucleotides long. Its product is annotated as nephrocystin-4-like. Gene Ontology annotation, cellular component: ciliary basal body; ciliary base; ciliary transition zone. The transcript has 11 exons. The record is from RefSeq and is a predicted model, not a curated record. NCBI's taxonomy places the organism in Eukaryota, Metazoa, Chordata, Mammalia, Rodentia, Muridae. The coding region runs from base 1 to 1341 and encodes 446 amino acids. Gene Ontology annotation, biological process: protein localization to ciliary transition zone; negative regulation of canonical Wnt signaling pathway.